Petromyzon marinus (sea lamprey) is the source of this 7331-nucleotide messenger RNA. NCBI's taxonomy places the organism in Eukaryota, Metazoa, Chordata, Hyperoartia, Petromyzontiformes, Petromyzontidae. The record is from RefSeq and is a predicted model, not a curated record.
UUGAAGGUUCAGGGUUUGAAGGCGCUCUUUAAAAGAGUGCGAUCGAUACGUAUUAAUACUUCUUAUGAAUACGGUGUAGAGCUGUCAUCGUGCCUGGGAGCGGUGGUGUGGAGUGGUUGGGGGUGGGAGAGAGUUUGAAACAAUCUCAAGAGGCAGCGGAAGACGCGGCGAAGGGCCGUUUCGCGAAGAUCACGGCACUUUUUUUUUUGUUUUCGUUCUUGGAGUUGUCCAUCGACCGAACGAGGGGGUUCGACACUGCCGACGGUUCCUGCGCCAAAUUGUUUACAGCAAGACACGGAGGGAUGAUGCUCCCUGCGUGUGUGCUGGCCAUCUCGUGUGCCUCGCCGCACUGGGGCGCACAACAAGUUUGUUAAGGCGCGUCUGCCUGUGCGUCCACAUUUUGACGCCGACGCCUCUGGGACGGAUGUGAACUGGCAGAGGGGGCGUCUCGAUGGCCAUGGCGGUCACAUGGGCACCACUCCUCAUCUUCGGUCUCAUCAUCAAGGCAGCCCACGGUGAACACACGGUGUUCGGCAUGGGGGAGCCCCCCGCGCUGGCUCCCUACCCGGAGCUGCACCACGCCGAGUCACACGCCGUGCUGCUGCCGGGCGAGCGCUUCGAGCUGCGCUGCUCCGGCGAGACGCGCCUCACGUGGCGCCACCCGGCGGCGGCCCACGUGGCCGUGGUCGACACGCUCGGCGGCGGCAGCGAGGGCGGCGAGGGCGGCGCGGCCUCCUCCUCCUCCUCCUCGUCGUCGUCGACGGCGCACGUGAGCACGCUGGUGAUCGAGAGCGCGUCCAUCGAGCACGCGGGGAUCUACGUGUGCGUGUUCAGCGACGAGGGCGACUACGGCGAGGAGGGCGGCGACGACGCGGGCGAGGGGGACGAGGAGGACUACGGCCACGGCAAGGAGGAGGACGAGCUCAACGGGGCCUCCUCGCUGCAGCUCUACGUGCGAGACCCGGAGCACCUCUUCGCGCCGGUGUCCGGCUACGACCACGUGAUCCCCGUGAACGAGGGCGAGGAGGCGCUGAUCCCCUGCGUGGCGGGCGACCCGCUGACCCGCGUGACGCUGGUGGCGGCCGAGCGGCCCGCCGUGGCCCUGCCCGCCACCUACCUGCCCCUGCGUGGCGUCAGCGCCCACCUCAAGGGCGGCAACUACCGGUGCCACGCCACGCUGGGGGAACGCUCCGAGAUGACGCCCGAGUACAACGUCAUCGAGAUCCCCGUGUCGCGGCUCAACCCGACGCUGGAGGCGUCGAGCGUGAAGGUGAUGAGCGGAGACUCCUUCAACAUCACGUGCUCCGUGCGCGGCAACGGCAUCGUCAACUUCGACUGGGAGUACCCCGGCAAACACUGGCCGAACGUGAGCGCGCCCCAGACGCUGGUGAGCGACGGAGUGCGCGCCGACGGCGAGACGGAGAUCGCGAGCACGCUCACCUUCACCACGGCCACGAGCGCACAGUCAGGAUCCUUCCGCUGCUCCGUGGAGAACUCGCAGGGCACGAGCAGCGAGGAGAAGCUGCACAUCGACGUGCUGGAGAGCGGCUACGUGCGCCUGCACACGCUGGUGGCGCGCGUGGAGCGCGCGCGAGCGGGCGAGGUGCGCCGCUUCGCCGUGGCCGUGGAGGCGUUCCCCGCGCCCUCGGCCGCGUGGUACAAGGACGGGCGGCGCCUGCACGGGGGCCUGGGGGAGGCCGACGUCACGCUCGACGUGCACGACCUCAAGCGCGGCCGGUACGAGAGCGUGCUCACCCUCGUGCGCACCAAGGAGGAGGACAGUGGCGAGUACACGCUCAGUGUGGAGAACCCCCACGACUCAGCCAACCACAGCUUCAGCCUCUACGUGUUCGUCCCCGCGACCAUCAAGGAGCUCUCGGACGCCCACGGGGUGAACGACACGGAGACCCACGUGGUGACGUGCGUCGCGGAGGGGCUGCCCGUGCCCGAGAUCACGUGGUACACCUGCUCGGACCUCAGGAGCUGUAACGAGCGCUGGGCCUGGCAGCUGCUCAACAGCACCGGCGGCGCCGGCGGCUCCGGCGGCGCCGGCGGCGGCACGGAGGUGGAGACCCACGCCAUCGUUGGGGGUCUCACCUCGUCCUCGUCGUCGUCAUCGUCGUCGUCGUCGUCCGACGGGCCGGGCCCGGCCGCGGAGUUCCGCAGGGCGCGCGUGUCCAGCACGCUCACGUUCCCGCGCCUCGACCGCUCCACGGCCGUGCGCUGCGACGCCACCAACGCGUUCACGCGCGCCAGCGGCAGCCUGCGGCACGGCGACGACGGCGACGACGGCGGCGACGACGACGACGACGGCGACGACGCGGAGCCCCUGCACAGCGCCGUGCAGGUCGUCAAGCUCGUCAAGAACGAUUCUCACUCGAAGCUCAAGGUGAUGGCGGCCAUCUUGGUGCUGCUGGUGGUCGUCAUCGUCUCUCUCAUCGUGCUCGUCGUCGUCUGGAAGCAGAAGCCGCGCUACGAGGUCCGCUGGAAGGUGAUCGAGUCGAUCAGCCCCGACGGGCACGAGUAUGUCUACGUGGACCCCACGCAGCUCCCCUACGACUCCCGCUGGGAGCUCUCCCGGGACUCCCUCCAGCUCGGCCGGAUCCUGGGCUCGGGAGCGUUUGGGAAGGUGGUGGAGGCCACGGCUCGUGGGAUGAGCCACUCGCAGACCUACAUGAAGGUGGCGGUCAAGAUGCUGAAACCCACGGCGCGCACGAGCGAGAAGCAGGCGCUCAUGUCGGAGCUGAAGAUCAUGAGCCACCUGGGACCUCACCUCAACAUCGUCAACCUCCUCGGGGCCUGCACGAAAGGAGGGCCCAUCUACAUCAUCACGGAGUACUGUUGCCACGGCGACCUGGUCAACUACCUCCACCGCAAGCGCGACCGCUUCCUCUACGGCUCGGCCAGCAAGGACAAGUUCGACGGAGACAUCUUCAGCCUCAACAGCAGCGGGGAGAACACGCGCAGCUAUGUGCUGCUGUCGUUCGAGGAGGAGGGCGCCUACAUGGACAUGAAGACGGUGGACAUGGGCCAGUACGUCCCCAUGACGGAGAGCGGGCAGCCGCACUCCUACUACUCGCACCCGCCCUCGCACCGCCGCCUCACCAUGGAUGAGAAAGACCGUGAGGUUUUCUUCCCCGAUUUCGUGGACGAGGAACUGGCUCCGCUCCACCUCAACGACCUUAUCAGCUUCAGCUACCAAGUCGCCAAGGGCAUGGAGUUCCUGGCCUCCAAGAACUGCGUUCACCGUGACCUCGCAGCCCGUAACGUCCUCCUCUCCGACCGUCGCACCGUCAAAAUCUGCGACUUCGGCCUCGCGAGGGACAUAAUGCACGACUCCAACUACGUGUCCAAGGGCAGCACUUUCCUCCCCGUGAAGUGGAUGGCUCCGGAGAGCAUCUUCGACAACCUGUACACGACUCAGAGCGACGUGUGGUCGUACGGAAUCCUGCUGUGGGAAAUCUUCUCUCUAGGAGGGACUCCGUACCCGGGGAUGCCGGUCGACUCUCAGUUCUACAACAAGCUCAAGUCCGGCUACCGCAUGGACUCGCCGGAUUACGCCCCGCCCGACAUAUACGACUUCAUGGUGCGAUGCUGGAACGCGGACGCUGAGAAACGCCCCACGUUCUCCCGCCUCUCCGACAUGAUGGCCAAACUCAUGCCCAGCGGAUUCCAAAAGUCGUACGAGAAGCAGGGCGAGGAGUUCCACCUGCACCACCCGGCCGUGGCCCGCCUGCGAGCGGCCUCCGACCUCUCGUACGUGGGGGUCGCCUACAGCCCCGCGGGCAAGGGGGGGGACGCCGUCGGCGUCGGCGGGGGGCAGCACGCCUCCGACGAGCUCUCGGAGCAGCGGUCCGACACGGACAGCGGCUACAUCAUCCCGCUGCCCGACAUCGAGCCGCCCAGCAUGGAAGACGGACACUCGCACAACAGCCAAAGUACGGGGCUGUGCGAGGACAGCCUCAACGACGACUCGCAACACCGCCUCCUCCCCCUCACCAAGGACUACGAGGAGAUGAUGGAGGUGAUGGACAUGUCCUCCAGCCUGGUGGAGGACAGCUUCCUUUGAGGCGACCCACCCGAUGACCCCCGUGACCCCACACCACGACCCCCCCGCGAGCCCACCCUAGCAACCCUUGACCUUUUGAGACUCGGCCAACUCGGGUACGGACGUCAGAGAAAUACGGUCGCCGACGCCGACGAAGAGGAUAACGGAAAUAUUCCGCGCCCGCGAGAGCGAUCGUCGGCCAGGCAAACCGACGGUCUCACCGCGGCCGGGGAACGGGGCGGAGACGAACACCGUCGAGGCGUCAAUGGAAACUCGCUCAUCGGUUCGUCACCGUGUGGAGGAGGGGAGGGGGGCGGGGGCGGGCACAACGAGCGGGAUUGUUCAAGACAGCCGGACUUCGAGAGAGAAAGAGAGAGAGACGAGCGUUCAGUCACGUAGAGUCGUUUCCCUCGCUCCCAGCGACCGUUGGGCAAAGUCCCCAACAACGAGCCUCUCUCCCAGCUGCUCCGCGCUCCGCUCGAACGCAAUGACCUCGAGCGCACGCACGCACGGCGCAAGCACAAAGAACCAUGACGACCGGUCGACGGGUCCCCGCCGCCCAAUCGGCGGCGGUCGGGGGCGGCGUUCGUCUCCGUCGGCGUUUUCGAGCCGUCUGCGGGAAUUCCACAGUAAUUGGGCCACGGACCAGUCUCUCUAACCACUUAUUGACUCCCCCCCCGUCAAAGAAACAGUCAGUCUCUUCUCUGCCCCGGAGAGACGACGACGACGACGAUCGUGUGAGUUGACUUCUGGCCACAAUUCGAAGCCCUAGCAACAAUCGCCAUCUCACUCCCUCAACGGCGGCGGCGGCGGCGGCGUCCUUUGCCUCCCCGGCGUAGAUCAGAGCGCCGGCGACGACCGCCAACAGGGCCCAGCUGCGGUCGACGCUCGCCGCAGCCAGCGUCGAACUGCAAGACGCCCCCCUCCACGUGUCGGCAGCCCGGCGGCACGUGGAGGCCCCCGACAACGCGUGUGACCCACGCCCAGCGAUGACGCAACCGCAGCGACGCGGGAGUCCGAACCGGGCCGCGGCGAGAGAAGCUCACGGUCGGCUUGUCCGACGGACGAGCGAGGAAACGCGAUUUUCAAGAGUGGGGAAAGAAACCAGAAACUGAACGUGGGUGCCAGUCGUGAGCUGAAGGGGGACUGCAGCGGCUGCGGGGUUGUAGAUGCGGUCUACAAGUGCCAGUCACGUGCGUGCGUGUGUGCGCGCGUGUGUGAGGUAGGGCCCCGACCCAGUGGGUUCCAGUGGGUUCGUGGAGUUCCCAGGGCAAAUUGCCCCUUCUGCAUCCCCGCUCCCCCCCCCCCCCUAGGAGCAAUCUCGCCCCCGAUUGGCCGCGUUGAGUACCGUGUAAAAGUCGUUCGCGUUUGUUUGUCCAGUCCGAGCGUGGCCAGAAACGUGCGCCUUACUUCGCUUCGACAUCAGUAACGAUGCUACUCCACCGUGAUGGAGAGAUAUAUGUGUGUGUCGAGGCGAGUUGGCGUGAGUCGCUGUGACAUUUGACCUUACAUGCUGUUUAAAACAGGUACGAGGAUUAUUUUCAUCACCAGCAUUACAGUACAUAUCUCUUUUGGUCAGUCUCAUAUAAAUAUACGAUAGUUUCCAUGUGUGUGUGUAUAUAUAUAUACAACUUAAAAGUGUGUGUGUGUAUGGUGCGGUACGAAUUUCAUGUCUGUUCGAGCGUUAGUCCAUAGAUUUUAAUUCUACUUUACAAGAGUAUUUUCUUCUGUUAAAUGUAACUUUAAAUCACAGUAAUCCCUAAUGUACGCUGCAUAAGGAUCGUCAAGAUCAAACUGUACGAUCAAUAUUCACAACCCGAGCAUCGGUCCGCUGCCGGAUGAAGCCCUCCUCAUGCCGUGGUCGGUCACGGGGGACUAUGUGACCAUACUUCACCACACGGGACCGGCUCAGAUAUUAUCUGGUGCCGAUCUCCUCCACGGCUGGGAAUCAAACUCGGGUCCGCCGAGCCCAUGACGCAGCUCGCACGCUGCUGCCUCCAAGCAGCGGCGGCUCGAUGGAGAGUUUUAAAUUACCCCUACCAACUACCAUUAUUGCAUCAAAUAUUUGGCAACGCAGAAGGUAGAUAAUUUACCUUAAAUGGGUUUGACUAUGAAAUCAAAUGGUUGAAUAAAAACGCCGAUCCACGACUACGUCGUAAGAUUAAAGUGUACUCCGUCGGCAGCCCAGAAGAAGCGGAAUGUUUACUCGGGUAGACGAAAAAAAGGGGGCCUUAAGAUGCCAACAUUUUUUUUCUUGGAACGGCAUUUGCGUACGUUCACGCGGGUACGUUUUGAAACCGGUACCCCUGUUGUUGUUGUUUUUGUAACGUUCAGUUUGUUUUAACGUUUGCCGUUUUUAACCUUCCCCGCGAAAAGCGUCUUUUGUAUAAAUUGUGUUUUUUCUCAGUAUUAAUGUUGGCUACGUGACAGCGCAGAUACGCCGCCACUUGCUAGGGCGAGGGGUCCGCUUGGCUCGCAAGAGCGGAUCGCCAGCGGCGGUGGAUAUCAAAUAAAGAUAAAGUAAAAGCACUUGUAAUUUCAUUAGCUUCACCGGGUAGAAUCUCGCACGGACGAUGGGACUUUUGUUACAAAGUUAAACAUGGAAUUAAGCACAACCGUGAGAGAGACGAAUGGAUUUGGGAAACCGAUGCAUUUGUGCAAAGUGAUAUCAAUGUAUUGUACCGAGAUUCUUCUAUACUAGCUUGUUUAAUCAAAUGUUUUGUAGCCAGUUUGUAACGGGAGAUCGCAAGGGAUACGCACCAGCGCACUGCUAUCACUCAGUGAGCACGCGUCAUGACAACCAAUUACACAAUAUCGCAGUAGCCACUUAAAAUAGGGUUACAGCCACUUUAAGAAAAAAAAUCUAUAUUUUUUUGUAAUUACAACUGACCCUUCCCGUAGAAGGCACCGCCACUAUAGCGAACCCAUUAAUCUCGGCGCGCGACGGCACGGAGAUUCGUCUAUUCCGGGGCGGCCGCCAACUGCGUGCGCGGUCAACCACUCGAGGCGAUCGCGUUGACCGCCGCGCAUGCGACCUCCUGACCCACGUGUGCGGUGAAGAAGCGGGGCCACUUGCACAACCCCCCGACGACCACUCCUCCCCGCCGCGCAUCCGCGCGUUGUUGUUGUUGUUGUUUUCCCUUCGUCGUCGUCUUCUUCUUCUUCUUCCGAUCGAGUUGACGCGACGUGGAGCCGCGCCGAUUGCUGUGAAAAACUAAAAAAAAAUAUCAACGAACCUCGAUUUUAUGUUUUUAAAUGUUUUUUAAAUUGCCAGGAAAUUAUU